CGCCCGCUUCCGGGACUCGGAGGGGAGCGGAGGGCAGCGCGAUGGAGCCGUCUGCGGCCCGCACCGAGGAAGCGGCCCCAGAAGGUGGCCUGGUCACCCUCCUGGUCAAGAGCCCGGCCCAGCGCCACCCGGACCUGGUCCUGCCCGCUCGGCGCGCGUGGAGCGUUCGGCGGCUCAAGUCAGAACUCCGCCGCCUCCACCCGGACGCCCCGCCUGAAGACUCUCAGAGGCUGAUCUAUUCUGGGAAGCUGUUGCAUGACCAUCUUUGCUUGCAAGAUGUGCUUGCCAAGCAGGAAAUGGUGCAUGCUGUGCACUUGGUGUGCAACUUGAAUCUGCCUCCAAAGCAAGGAACUGAUGUAAAGACUGCCGAAGUCAAGCAGCAGCCGGCAGCACUGAGCCAAGCUCCUUCUGUCCUUCCUUCAGUUCCUGCUGCGAGGCAAGGAGAGAAUGCUGGCAACCAGCCUCUUCCAACAGAGGAAGCUGGGAACAGGUCUCCAUCGGUACAGCCUCCCUCUCAAGACGUGAACCCUGGCUACUCCCCAUAUACUACCUACCACGCCCUGCAGUUCUGGUUCCAUCAGAUGUAUGCGCGGCAGUACUAUGCACAAUACAUGGCUGCCAGCGUUGCAUCACGCGACCUAUCCCCUACACAGAGGACACAGGAAAUCCCAGUAGCACCAGUUGCUUCUCCAGCUCCUCUUUCUGGUCCUUUUCCUGCCGAAAACCAGCCUGGAAAUCAGAAUGCACCCCCCCAGGUGAACCCAGGAGUCAAUCAGAACCUACGAAUGAAUGCACAGGGAGGUCCUCUAAUGGAAGAAGAUGAAGAAGUCAAUCGUGACUGGCUGGAUUGGCUCUAUUCGGCCACCCUGUUUUACGUGUUGGUCAACAUUGUGUAUUUCUAUUCGAGCAUGAGCAGGCUUUUCAUGGUGAUGGUGGGCACCCUUCUCAUGUACCUGCAUCAGGUUGGGUGGUUCCCUUUUAGGAGGAGGCCAGUACAGCCUGCUCAGAACAAUAUUCCUCUCCAAGCAGCUGUUAACCAGGACCAAAACAAUAACUUGCCGGAGGAAAACCUUGGUGAUCAGCGUGAAGAGGAAGCCUCUGAAGCUCUACCAGAGAGUCCACCAGCAGCACCUUCAUUUGUGAGCACAGCCUGGCUGUUCUUCAAGACCUUCUUUGCAUCCCUCCUGCCAGAAGGGCCUCCUGCUGUGGCCAACUGACUGGGUGCUUGUGGCCCACACGAUAUAGUCAGUUAUUGCUGUUGCUGGACUGGAUGUAAGCUCAAAUGCUGAAAGGACCAAGUUAUCAUCUGGGAAAAGGAAACUUCAUCUUCAUUCACCAGCUAAAGGCAGAUGCAGCAGUCUCUUUAGACUGGGCAUUUGGCUUUCCAGAGCUUCAGUGAAAUUGUAUGGUAGACAAUAGAGUGCCUACGACAAUGUGUAAUUCUGUACUUAAUGUAAAUAGGGUUGCUGGUGGGCAGAGGGAGCGAGAAGUUGAUUGCUUCUCCUAGUAUGACUUGAUUCCUGUUGGAAUGUAUCUAAUGCUCUUAAUUACACUGAGUGUAGUAUUUUAUGCAACCAGUGAAUUGCUAGAUAUGUAUUAUAAGAAUUCUACAGGGAAGAUUUAUGCCAAAAAUGAAGAGAAGCUGUGCUCCCCCAAAACAAUGAACUUAAAAAGAUUUUUGUGUAAUAGCUUUCUAUAGAAGGCAUGAAUGGAGCCUGUUAACAAGCUAAACAGCAAAGCAAGAUUUUUUUCUUGUUUAAUCUGGAGCACAUGUAUUUUAUAACAAACACUUUCCUGCAUCACCAGUUGUAGUAUAUGCAUGACCCAAGCACUCUUCUCUCAGAUCUACUGUGAAUAUCAUGAUCUUUACCAUGGUGUUCUCUAUUUCCUGUAUUUGGUACAUCUGGUAAAGAAUAUUGUCAGGUAACAUUUUCCCCAUCACAUUUCAAACUCAAAAGACUUUCUGUGAAUUGGAUGGCAUACUUCAUGCUGGGGCCUGCUUUAAAAUAAUUCUGACUACUUUUAAGUAUGCUGUUAAUCAAGAUGCUCUUAAAAUCCUUUUGGAAUGGCUCUCAAAUGUUAUCACCACAUUUCUAGUUUUAAUUACGGCAAGUACUUGGUCAAAAAAGAGAAAAGGUGCAUGCAACAAAGCAAAUCUGAGUGAAAUGGAUGAUUAUGAGGUGCUUAAAUAAAUCCCUUAAGAGCAAUAUAUUCAAGGUGCCUUUGGACUCUGCUCGAAGGAGCUGGCUGCAGUGCUCGUAUUCAUUUGUUUGAGCCAUCCAUAACAACUUUUUUCUUUUUUGCUGCCCCUCAGUCUAUGCCUCCUUCCAGAACUCAUGAGUUUACAAUAUCAAUCUUCAACUCAGGGAUAAAGUGAUCCUGGUUGGUCUAUCUAAAGUUUUUCUUGUGUGUGUGCAUUCCGGUUUUAAGUGAUGCUGAAAUCUUGUAUUUUCAGUAUUGUAAAUUGUAAGCUUAGAUUGCUCAAACUGUAUAUUAUAAACUCCUGUAUUGCUGACUACAUAACAGCUCAACUGUGUUCUUGUAUAUUAUCUAUUAAAAUUUAAUACUGGAUUAAUUUAA
Hemicordylus capensis (graceful crag lizard) is the source of this 2580-nucleotide messenger RNA. RefSeq names its product homocysteine inducible ER protein with ubiquitin like domain 1 (gene HERPUD1). Gene Ontology annotation, biological process: ubiquitin-dependent protein catabolic process; endoplasmic reticulum unfolded protein response; negative regulation of endoplasmic reticulum stress-induced intrinsic apoptotic signaling pathway. Gene Ontology annotation, cellular component: endoplasmic reticulum membrane. NCBI's taxonomy places the organism in Eukaryota, Metazoa, Chordata, Lepidosauria, Squamata, Cordylidae. Gene Ontology annotation, molecular function: transmembrane transporter binding. The record is from RefSeq and is a predicted model, not a curated record. The transcript has 8 exons. The coding region runs from base 42 to 1217 and encodes 391 amino acids.